Molecule: messenger RNA, 1569 nt
Organism: Pectinophora gossypiella (pink bollworm)
Lineage: Eukaryota; Metazoa; Arthropoda; Insecta; Lepidoptera; Gelechiidae
Gene: rib
Product: SH3 and multiple ankyrin repeat domains protein 3
Exons: 1
Coding region: 31-1530 (499 amino acids)
Biological process (GO): regulation of transcription by RNA polymerase II
Cellular component (GO): nucleus
Molecular function (GO): protein binding; DNA binding
Source: RefSeq, a predicted model, not a curated record
AAUUUGUCCACAGAAUCAAUAUUAAGCAAAAUGGGGAGCAGCGAAGGUCAACAAACUUUUUGCUUGAAGUGGAAUCACCACAAGACCAAUCUGGUGGAAAUCUUGGAAGCCCUGAUAAAGGUAGAGACCUACGUGGACUGCACGCUGGUGGUCGACGAUCAGGUCACAUUUAAGGCACAUAGAGUCGUCCUAGCCGCCAACUCUCCUUACUUUCAAUCGAUCCUGGCUGAUGUGCCGAUGGAUCACUGCAGUAUUCUCUUCCCCGGAGUGAAAGACUUCGAGAUGAGGGCCCUCCUCGAGUACAUGUACACGGGCGAGGUCAACGUAACGCAGGCGCACAUUCCUAGAAUCAUGAAGGUGGCGGAGCAGCUGGAGGUGAAGGGGCUGUUCGAUAUGACGGAGCUGCGGCGGCCGGGCGGCAGUGAGCGCGCGGCCGGCACGUCCCCGCCGCGCGUGGCGGCGGCCGCGCCGUCCUCCGCCUCCCCGCCCGCGCCCGCUCCCGCGCCUCCUGCGCGCUGGCCGCCGCCACCUGCCAACAACCCGCCCGUGCUCUCUGCCGCGUACGACUCCGCCGACAUGAACCCGCUCAAACGGAAGAAGCUGUCCAGCAUGCUGGCCACUCGCGACACACCUAUUCUGAGAAACGUCCUCGCUCAAACGACCCCCGUAGAUUCCUCGCAGCCGAUAUCUUUAGUGUGUCAUCCGGUCAAUCAGCAUGCCCCACCUCGAAUGCACUCCAAUGGAUCUGCACACGAUUCGGAACGAGCCUCCAGUCCCCAACGACCCUUCGACUACCGCCCCCGCCGCCUUUCAUCGAGAGCCUCUUCGCCCCAUUACAAUCGUUCGGACCGUUCGGAAGACGCCCACUCUCCUUACACGGAACGGUCGUUCGAGGAGGACCACCCACGCACUUUCCACCCGUCCCCACCACCGAAUAAUUUCCAACAGGACGUUCGAGCUGGAUUAGCACCUUACGUACCCCCGCAACAGAAACCGGAAUGGAAAAGAUAUAAACAAUAUACGAGAUCCGAUAUCAUGUCAGCUAUUGAAUGCGUAAGGAAUGGUAUGAGUGCCUUACAAGCCUCUCGCAAAUACGGCGUUCCUUCGCGUACACUAUACGAUAAGGUGAAGAAGUUAGGUAUAACGACUAGUCGUCCUAUGAGUCGUGGCAUCAAGCGAGAAUCAAACGGUGCCGCCUUCCCUUACGGAUUGAGUGGUACGGGAGGCAAUGACGAAGGAACUCCGGCGACACCCCUCAUCGAUCCGUCUUUCUUACAACAAGCGUUAGAAGGUGCGACCAGAGAUGGUGGGCGGGAAGCUCUACAUGCGAUGGCUCUGGCGGCGGCAGCGCACGCAGCGCUGGCGCCCCGCACGCCCCCGCGGUCACCUCCGCACAGUCACUCUCCUCCGCCGGAUGAUGACCACGUUGAAGAUCUCUCCAUAUCUCGACGUCGUGACCCCGAUCCACCCUCAGGAGUCAUUGUUCCGCCGCGUAACUUCGCCCUCGAUUGCAGCAGCGAGAGAGAUUGAGCUAUGUUAUGCCGCCGGAAGAGGACAUUCAUAAGACUG